AGUUGUGCUUCGAUUCUCCUAUAAUGUUUAUUCUCUGUUCUUAUUUAUACAGUUCGUAAAGAGACUUCAGUGAUAGUUUCAAGACUAAUAAUGUCUUGAUUGAUAAAAGUUCUCAGUAGCAUGGACAACUCUAGGAAUAUGCUAAUUCAGGUUAAAUAAUUUAAAUAGUAUAUUCUUCAAUCCGGUUCACACUUCUUAUUAUUAUAUUUGUUCUCAGAAAGGAUACGCAAUGAUUUUCAAAUUAUUAAUUGUGGCAAGUUUCUGCGGAGCAGGCUUAGCCACUUCAAAGUACAAAGAAGAUGAGAGAAUUGUGCCCAAGUUCCUAAUUAACUGGCUCAGUCCACAAUACGACAGAAACCAUCAGCGUGUAUUGGAGCUCAUAGCCAAGCUGUCGGGAUACAGCCACAAUAACUUCAAAACUCUUCAAAAAACUAAUCAGUGGCAACAGGUUAUUGAGAGGUUUCCGUGCAAUACGACAGGGUUCCGGUCGCCGGAGAGACCGACAAGUGUGCAUAGACUGAUGCCGGGGGACAUUGAUGUAGUGGGCUGCCUGGGAGACAGCCUCCUAUUGGCUACCGGGGGUCUUGGCACCAACGUCAUACACACCACCGUUGAUAGCAGGGGCAUUGCUUGGGCCUUGGGAGGUCAAGGCACUUGGCGAAACGUGUUGACUGUAGCUAACAUUCUGCGUGAGGUCAAUCCGAAUUUAGUCGGCUACUCUUAUGGUGACUCUACUACUCAUGCGCGAGCAGCGCAAUUUAAUGUGGCCGAAAUUGGCGCCAUAAGUGAGGAUCUUGUCUAUCAAGCCAGUCUCCUAGUUAAGAGAAUCAGAUCGGAUCCUAGGGUGGAUUUCGAGAACCACUGGAAGCUAGUGUUCAUUCAAAUCGGGAACAACGACUUAUGCUCGCAUAUGUGUUACAAAAAUGCAUCAAUUCAGGCCGAACUGCAUCGCAGAGAUCUCAUCGAUGUGUUCAAUUACUUGAGAGAAAAUUUGCCACGAGCACUCGUGGCUGUCGUUAUUAAUCCUCACCUCAAGGGGCUGCUUGAUUUUCCUACGAAGCCGGCCUGUUCCAUUUUCCAAAAAAUGGUGUGCUCCUGUUUCAGAGGAUUGAAGUUUACCAGAAGAAAAGAGGAAUUUUAUCAAGUGAUUGAUGACUGGAGAAGAGUUCAAUUGGAGGUGGCAUCUGACCCACAGUUUACAACAAAUACGUUUGCAGUUGUACCACUGAGAUUUGGUAUAGGUGCAUACAUACCAAAUAAAAAUGGAAAAAUCGAUUUCACUUAUAUGGCGGUUGAUUGUUUUCAUCUAAGUCAAAAAGGGAAUGCUGCAUUUGCGAAUGCUGCUUGGAAUAACCUGAUUCAACCAGUUCAAAAACAACAGACGACAAUUGUUUAUCCUGUGCUCGAACACUUCGAAUGCCCAACAAGCAGUAAUCCAUUCCUGUCAACACUGAUAAAUAAGAAUUAACUACCGUAUUAAUACCCUAGUGAACAAUAAGUUCAUGGAUUGUUGAAAAUUCAAAAUAAACUGUCACAUCUUGGCAAGUGAUACAUCAUGAAUAACUCGAAGGAUAAAUAGUGUAGGUUUCAUUGAUAAGUGAAUAUAUAAAAAUACUAGCAGCACUGUCAGGCCUCAUAUGAUAAUAAUUCAUGUGCAGUGCAGAGGUCACUCUGCUUCGAUACGUCAUCUGCUAAUGAUACGUCAACUCUGGUAAUGAUACGUCAUUACCAAAACUUCAGAGGUGACAAAAAGUUUGAAAAUAGAUAUGCAAGAUGUAACUCUAGCCAGUUAUUUCUACAGAGAUCUCCGAUUUGGUCAUUCCAGCACAGUUCACUGUGCAGCAUGAUAUCGAGCAGUCCAUGAACAAUAAAUGCUGAACAAUCCCAUUAAUUGGAUUUAUUAUUCAGCUGCCAAGACAACAGCUAUUCAGUUAUAGAGAAUCAAGGAGCAAUAAGUAGCUCGACGAUACCUUGUAGACUGAAGAAAGUUUCAUACUAUUGUAUAUAGGUAUAAAUGUAAUCGAACUUUAUUAUUAUUACUUUAUCAUGGAUUUUGCUUUUAAUGUCAAGUUAAAAAUUAUUCUGAUAGUUCCUAAAUAAAUUUAGAGAAAGUUUUUGUAGUUGAAGAAGACCAUUCAUAAGUUAAUCAGAAAUAAUAAUAUUAUUCAUAUUCAUUUUAUUCAUAUCUUCACAUGUAUUUUUCUUCCAUAUGAGAGUUGCUAAUAGAUCCAACCCCAUUACCGUCGGUCAUAAUGCCAAUGCCUGAAUGUGAAUGAAUCCCUCAUUCAGUAGUUGGAAUAUUGUAAAUUUCUCACAUACAGCUGUAAAUCAUUUCAAAAACCAUAUAACCAUUGCACCUAGAAUUCAUAAUUAUUCUGUAUUUAUUAUAUCAUCACACGUGAAUUAUUAUUCAUAAAUAACCCAUAAUUUAAUAGGCCUAAGUAAUUUAUUCUCGAUGGAUAUCAGUAGGUCAUUUAAAAUUCAGAUACAUACUAUUAUUGUUCUUCCCUAUAGCUUCUCCAAUAAAUUGAAAUCUGUAUUGACUUUUCCUAGAUAUAGUGAUUAAUAUUCAUUGUUAAUAUUAUGUCAUGAAUAUUUUUGUGUUUUCAUCAAAUGUUCCGAACCAACUGUAAAUAGUUUCCAACCUUGGUUAGAUACUAAGUGCCGGUUGUACAAAAGCUGGUUAGAUUUCAAUCAUGAUUAAUUUCAAGAGAACCAUUCAGAAAAACCUUUCUUUGAACAAUCCUUCUCUAAUAGGUUCUCUUGAAAUUAAUCACGAUUAAAAUUUAACGGCUUUUGAGCAACCUGGUCUGUAGACUCAGACAAUUGUACAAAAUAGAGCAUGCCCGAACAAUAAUAACCUAUAUACUAUAGUGUUUUAUCAACACGACCUGUAUGAAUAAGCCUGAAUAUUAGUAUAGCUAUAGCAAACAUAGUCAUUUUAUUGAGUAAUAUUAUUUUUUAUAAGUAAUUUAUAGAAAAUCAAUGUUUUGGAUGAUGAACGUUUCUCUUACUCUUUG
Messenger RNA from Nilaparvata lugens (brown planthopper), 3020 nucleotides. RefSeq names its product phospholipase B1, membrane-associated-like. The transcript is spliced from 8 exons. Gene Ontology annotation, biological process: phospholipid metabolic process. Gene Ontology annotation, molecular function: glycerophospholipase activity. NCBI's taxonomy places the organism in Eukaryota, Metazoa, Arthropoda, Insecta, Hemiptera, Delphacidae. The coding region runs from base 230 to 1468 and encodes 412 amino acids. The record is from RefSeq and is a predicted model, not a curated record.